Messenger RNA from Neltuma alba, 1262 nucleotides. RefSeq names its product dof zinc finger protein DOF2.5-like. The record is from RefSeq and is a predicted model, not a curated record. NCBI's taxonomy places the organism in Eukaryota, Viridiplantae, Streptophyta, Magnoliopsida, Fabales, Fabaceae. Bases 116 to 943 code for a protein of 275 amino acids. The transcript is spliced from 2 exons. Gene Ontology annotation, biological process: regulation of DNA-templated transcription. Gene Ontology annotation, molecular function: DNA binding; DNA-binding transcription factor activity.
AUCCCCAACCCUCAAAGCUUUUCACACUUGCCUGCUUUUGACACCCAACCUCUAGAAAGUGGCUGUCUUUCCUAUCUCUCGGCACUCCAUAGCUUUUUCUCGUUCCUCUUAAUCCAUGGACACAGCUCAGUGGGCACAGGGGAUUGGAGUGGUUAAACAGCCCGGGGUGGAAGGCUCAAUUCCGAAGCCUCCUACGACAGAAAGAAAGGCGAGGCCUCAGAAAGAUCAAGCUCUGAACUGCCCGCGGUGCAACUCAACCAACACUAAAUUCUGCUACUACAAUAACUAUAGCCUCUCUCAGCCCAGAUACUUCUGCAAGACUUGUAGAAGGUACUGGACCGAAGGUGGGUCCCUGAGAAAUGUUCCCGUGGGUGGAGGCUCCCGAAAGAACAAGAGACCUUCAACUUCUUCAUCUUCAUCCUCAAAGAAGCUUCCUGAUCUGAACCCCAAGAUCCAGCAAGGCCAAGAUCUUAACUUAGCAUGCCCACCACCAGCACCCGAGGACUACAACAAUAGCAUAUCAAAAUUUAUCGAGGUUCCUUUUAAUACUGAAGACAAGAGUAUAGCUUCUCAUCACGAUCAGUUAUCCUCGAUGGAGCUUCUGAGAACUGGAAUUCCGUCGUCAAGGACUCUGUGUUCUUUGAUGCCUAUGUCGGCGUCGGAUUCUUCCGGUUCAGCAAUGUAUAAUUCGAGUGGAUUUCCUAGUUUGCAAGAUCUUAAGCCUCCUCCAGGGCUUAGUUUCAGUCUUGAAGGGUUUGCAAAUGGGUACGGGGGUAUUUCUGGAAUGCACGAGGGAAGUAGUGGCGAUGGCGGUGCGAGGUUGUUGUUCCCUACUGAGGAUUUGAAGCAAGUUCCAAGUAGUACUGAUCAUUAUGAGCAGAAUAGAAGCCAUGCGGAUUCAACGGGGUUUUGGAAUGGCAUGUUAGGUGGAGGAUCGUGGUAAAAAUAUUAUUAUUGCAGAAGAGAGUUAUAAAGAAAAGCAAAAAAGCCAAGGGGGGGUUUGGUCUUCUAGCUGCUGCUUCAUCAUCUUCUUCUUCCUUUUCUUUUCCCCUAAAAAUUUGGUGAUCGACUGUUUGAAUUAAUUGAUCAGAUUCCGGACCACUAACAUGAAUAGGGUAUAUGACUUCUGUUUAUGGCUACGUUCUUAAAUCCAUUUCAUUUCUGGUGAAGAUCUUCUUAUAAUUAAUUUUUCUUUCCCUACUUUCACCUGUUUUAAUUUUUGCAUUUUGACCCAGAAGUUUGUGAUCAAGUGGUUGCAUAUA